AUGCCUUGGAAUAAUAUACCCGAUGUGGAGAAAUGUUGCGGCUGCAUUGCUGACCUGAAGACCGCUGUUAUCAUUAUUGCUGUAUUAGGAAUUGUCACCAGCCCCACAGUGUCCUGGGCAAUCAUCAGACACUCGUACAUGGUUCGCGUGUCGUGUAUAAUCAGCACGAGUGCUACGCGCCCAGAUGUCGUCGACGUCAAUCUUAAUAAUAUCCUCAGCUUUGGUUUCGGCGCAAACACCGGCCUUGGCCCGUCCUGUUUAAGUCCUGAGAGCGCAAAUUCCACAGUUCCUCUGGUGAUGGCUGUGAAAUAUCUCGGAUGGGUGGCUUUGUUAUUCGAUUUAAUUUUCUUGAUGAGCAGCAUCUACUUACUGAUACGGAUGUCCAUGGGAAAUGAGGGAAAAGCUGUAUUAAAAUUUAUGGUAGCAGUGUCAUUAUCAAUUUUGGUGUCUUUUAUUUACGCCAUGCUGUAUGUGUCAGCAUGUCUGCAGAUUGGAGGCUCAUUCCCAGUGUUUGAAUUCAUUUUCGCAUUUGUUGAUGUUGGCAUAUGGAUCUACUUUUUAAUAGUAGUUCGUUCCUACAGACGUGAAGGUGGAUCAAGACCAGCUCCUGGUAGUCGUGGAAUGGAUGCAAUUGGUAUGAACUUCCAGAAAAGUAUCAAUAAUUAG
Messenger RNA from Amyelois transitella, 666 nucleotides. RefSeq lists its product as uncharacterized. The coding region runs from base 1 to 666 and encodes 221 amino acids. The transcript is spliced from 5 exons. Lineage: Eukaryota; Metazoa; Arthropoda; Insecta; Lepidoptera; Pyralidae. The record is from RefSeq and is a predicted model, not a curated record.